UUGGGUGCGAGGUAUCAUGGAGGAUCAGUUAGAGAACGGUAGACGUUGAAGAAAGCCGAGCUUGUGGGUCCGCGCUCUGGAGUUUCUUACAAUUUAUUUCCUAAGCGAUCUUGUCCAGUACAGUAUCUUCUGAAACAAUGGAGAUGAAGAAGAGGAUCAGUUUAGAGCUGAGGAACAGAACUCCGGCGGAGGUUGCAGAGCUGGUGGUGGAUAAUUGCCGCUCCAGUGAUGGAGAGAUUGAGGGUCUCACAGACGAGUUCAAGGAGCUGGAGUUCCUUAGCAUGGUCAACGUGGGUCUCACUUCUCUGGCCAUGCUGCCAUCACUGCCCAAACUGAGAAAGUUGGAGCUGAGUGACAAUAACAUUUCUGGCUCUUUGGAGAUCCUCUCGGAGAAAUGCCCCAAUCUUACAUAUCUAAACCUGAGUGGCAACAAGAUUAAAGAACUCAGCACAGUGGAAGCUCUGCAAAACUUGAAGAAUCUGAAAAGCCUGGACCUCUUUAACUGUGAGAUCACCACACUAGAGGAGUACAGGGAGAGCAUUUUUGAGCUGUUGCCUCAGAUCACAUACUUGGAUGGCUUUGAUGCAGAGGACAACGAGGCUCCUGACUCAGAGGCAGAUGAUGAUGAUGAUGAUGAGGAUGGUGAGGAAGGAGCAGGCCCUGUUGGUGAAUAUGAUGAUGAUGACGAUGAUGAGGAAGGAUCAGAGGGUAAAGAGGUUGGACUGUCCUAUCUAAUGAAAGAUGAAAUUCAGGAUGAGGAGGAUGAUGACGACUAUGUAGAAGAAGAGGAAGAAGAGGAAGGUGAGGAAGAGGAGGCAGAAGUUCGGGGAGAGAAACGAAAGAGGGAUGCAGAAGAUGAAGGCGAAGACGAUGAUGAAGAUGAUGACUAACCGUGUGUGUGUUUGACGCCUUGGAAACCUGAUCCAAGUUGAACAACCUUGAAAAAAGCGUGAUCUUGCAGAUUGUUUUUCUCUUUGUAUACCAUAGAUAUAUCACUGUAGAGGCUAAGUGUUUUCUUUUGAUAAAUACAUUAUAUUAUACUAUA
Colossoma macropomum (tambaqui) is the source of this 1045-nucleotide messenger RNA. RefSeq names its product acidic (leucine-rich) nuclear phosphoprotein 32 family, member E (gene anp32e). Gene Ontology annotation, cellular component: nucleus. The transcript has 7 exons. Gene Ontology annotation, molecular function: histone binding; phosphatase inhibitor activity. Gene Ontology annotation, biological process: regulation of apoptotic process. The record is from RefSeq and is a predicted model, not a curated record. Lineage: Eukaryota; Metazoa; Chordata; Actinopteri; Characiformes; Serrasalmidae. Bases 138 to 890 code for a protein of 250 amino acids.